CAAGCGUUAAGUUUCAAAAUAAACAAAUUAAUGUAACAAUUUUUCCCAAUUAACCCUAGGAAACACAUCGGUAGGCAGUCUCUGCUGAAUUUACAUUAGCAACUUCUAUUGCCGUUUGAAAUUUACGGCAACUCAUAUCAUUCAAAUAACAUAACAUUAUAUAAGUCCAAAUUUGCUUAUAAAAAAAUAUAAGUCCAAAUAAUUCUUCCAGCAAGAAAAGAAAAUCUAAAUCAUUUCUAAAUAAAACAAAACAAAUAAAAGAACCACAAAUUUAUACUUGUACAAGAAACAUAACAUUACACAGCAUAAGCGUGCUAGCUCCCUCCUCCUCUUGGAAUCGUGUAAUCUGCUCUUGGGCCCCCAAGCCCCGGCUUGGUUAGUAAUAUUAUCAGGCUUAUUGACCAAAAAAAUGUACACAGGAUCGAGAACACAGAGAAGAUUUAUACUUGUACAAUAGCAGCAAGAUUUUAUUAGGCAUAAUUUUUUUAUGCUUGUACAACACUAGCAAGACUUUGGUUGGUUGGUAAUCUUGAUUAGUCAUAAAAAAUAGUGAUUGAUUUCAUAAGCAUACAAUUUGGUUUGACAAAAAAAAAAAGCAUACAAUUUGGUUUGAUUAGCUCUUGAUUAGGCAUAAAAAAUAAUACAGACCAUAACGUGCCCAUUGAUUGAUUUCAAUUAAAAGUUUGUUGAUGGUUAGGGAAAAAUGUGCUCUGAAGGGUUAAGAAGUGCAUAAAAAGAAAAAAGGAGACAGAUGAAUCAUACACAGAGUAACAAAAUGAUCUGAAGAGUUAGAUGUAUGAGAAUAGCUAAUAGAAAUUGACAUAGGAAGAAGACCAAAAUGAUCACACACAGUACCCCCUUCCAAUCUGGGUGACAUUUUCCACAUGAGAACUUUUAAUCUAGUUCCUAGCACACUCAUGCAACAAUCUUGACGCAACAUGAACACAACAGGUUUAAGCUCACUCAGGCAUGAAAGUAGAAAUUACAAAAUCAAGAAUCUUAUCACACAAGUACAUCAAAUCCACAAGACUGAGUAAAAGGAAUCAUCAUUUGUGGUAAUUGAUAGGAAAUCAAACACAGAAAAACAAUGCACCCUGACCCACCCGCAGCAAGAACCUUGAUUCCGCCGAGUAAAGGAAGAAGAAGAAAAUUGAAGGAAAGAAAGAAUCAGGUAUGGUUUCGAUUUCGGUAAUCCAAUCCAAUAUAGAAGAAGAAAAUACCAAAAUGCAGUAAUAAAUCAAAGAAUCAGACCGACAGACCCACCCGCCACGGAGAACCACCGCGUAUCUUGGACGAGUCAACUAAGAAGCAAGUAAAGAUGCGGUCAAAGGAAGCUGAACUCAAGCUCAAGUCACGCAAAGCCAUUGUCUUAGAGCCGGGUAACCCAUCUAUGAAGAGCCAGAUAAAGGCAUUAGCUGCUGUGGAGGAUAGCGAGAAUGAAGGGCGGGAGGAAGAGGUUACGACAUGCGUCUACUAGUGAGGAUCCAGCGGAUCGACACGAGCGCUUGCAUGCUUCUACCAGGCGCGGCGACCAUAUUGCAUCCUCUCAGGCGGUAGAGGCUUCAGCACUGUCUCUAGCUCCGUCAGCUACUCCGGCCGGGGCUCCGUCUGCUUCUCAGGAUGCGGCUGAGCUGGAUCCUACUCCGAUGUCUCCGAUGGCUGAGUUACCUCGUCAGGAGACAUCUGGCGAGUCUUCUUCUUCUGAGCCUAGUGGCGAGGAGUCUUAUUCCGAGGCUAGUGGUGAGGCUAGUGGUGAGGAGGAGGAGCCUCUUAUUCUCCAGGAGGAGAUUGAUGCUGCUGAUGUCGUGCCAGAGGAUGUGGCUCAGGGCGGUGUGGAUGACCUCAUCCAGAGGGUGGCACCGUUUCCCGGGGGGCCUGAGGAUCUGUCGCUUCUUGCGCAUUAUCCCGACCACAAGGCUCCCUGGACGUGGCAGGCACUUCUACGCACAGACCCACGGUACGAUGACUGUCGGACACUGAGGGUGGCCACUGUUGGGGGGAAGGUAUGGAACCUCCCCUGUGAUAGCGAUUCAGAGGCCCAUACACAUGUGCGACAGCUGCUGCAGCAGACGGGUUUGUAUCACCUGCCUUGGUGCGGGUUACCGGAGACAGACCCACCUCUCAUACUGGCCCUUGUUGAGAGAUGGCAUGAGGAGACGAGUAGCUUCCACAUGCCGUUCGGGGAGAUGACUAUCACCCUGGACGACGUGUCGGCUCUUCUCCAUCUUCCCACGGGGCUCUUCUCCAUCUUCCCACGGGGUCGAGGUUCUACACUUCGGGCAGGGGGGAGCGAGAUGAGUGUGCAGCGCUCUGCCCCCAGCUCCUGGGAGGAUCUGUUGCUGAUUAUCUUGUUGAGUUUGAGGCGGCGGGUGGCCAGAAUAUCCGGUUCCUUACUAUGAAGGCCAUGUAUACGUCUGCCUUGGAUGAGCACCGCUUUGAGGAUGCUGCUAGGAUCUGGCUGGUGAACCAGCUUGGUGCCACCUUCUUUGCCAGCAAAAGUGGGGGUUACCACACUACUGUCUACUGGAUCAGGAUGCUGGAGGACCUCGGUCGCGUGUCGGAGUGCGCGUGGGGUGCGAUUGCGCUGGCAUCGUUGUACAAGCAGCUUAGUCGUGCGUCCCGCAGGAAGACGGCCCAGAUCGGAGGGUUCACCUCCCUCUUGCUGUCAUGGGCGUAUGAGUACAUAUCCAGCAGCGUCAUUAUCAGGACGGAGGUACCCGGCUACACACAGGACCAGCCUAGGGCGCAGCGGUGGUCCACGUCCCGGAUCGCGCAUUCCGGACUCGAUGAGAGACGAGUCAUGCUGGAUGAGCUUACAUUGGAUGAUAUCACAUGGACCCCAUUUGAGGACCAUCGGGCUGUUCGACCGCGGGAUCCCAGGGCCCUCUAUUCCGGCUACAUCAGGACACCUUACGGCCGGUCUGUGAGCCGACAUCUACCGGAGAGGGUUAUGCGCCAGUUUGGCUACAUCCAGGACAUGCCUCGACACCCCUCUGAGAUCCAGACGACGGGGUCCCUUGCCAAGACCGCAGAUGCUGCCUAUGCUGAGUUUGAGCCGCACCUCCGCCCUCAGGGGAUCCCUACUACAUAUCCGGGAGAGGCGGUGGAGGGUUACAUGAGGUGGUAUAGUAGAGUGUCCCAUGUGUUCAUCAUCCCUGAGGAUAGGAGGGAGGAGCUUAGUGUCGUGUCUGCUAUACGUAGGGGUGUGGAGUUGUUGGAGCAGUCACUGGAGGUGCCAGGUGCUCUUGCUCUAGGGACACAGCCCCGAAUCCUCACUGAGAGGGCACUCGAACUCUUUCGACGGAGUUCCUUAGUUGCUAACACACAAUCAAGUAUUGAAUCAACCACUCAGCCUGAGAGGAAUACGUCUUAGAUAACAAUGAAUCAUGCUCAGCAUCCGAUGACGAAUCGUGGGUUUAUGGUUUGGUCUUAGCAGCUUCCUCUUGGCCCUAACAUGAAGUUCCAGAACCCUAUGAAACCUAACUACCCUGCCUCCAUACUCGAACGAAGUAAUUGGGAUGGGAAGAAGAUUACACGCAAGGACCCAAGGAAAAUGAAAAAGCCAAAUCGAAGCACCUUCUUCAAUAGCAGCAUUAGUUACCAUGUAGGGGAGGAGGAGAAGGGUGGGGAAGGAGGGGGAAGUGGUGAGGAGGCCAUGUAGGAUAAGUGAUUUGUUAUGUAGGAUGUUGACGACUAGGAUAAAAUAUGGAAAUGUAAGCACUAAAUAGUGACUAAGAGCAUGUUGUUCAUCUCCAAAAUCAAUUCAACUCCUACGAAAGCUACUAGGAAAAGUUUCUCCAACAUUCAAUUCUCCUUUCAACGUGAAAAAUCAUCAGGUAUCCAAAUACAUGCACUGAACGCAACCUCCCUUACCAUACAUGUGAUCAAAUCUUCCCUUAAGUACUAAAUAUUUUAUGUGCCCUCGAACCUUUAAUUAUCUAUUAAACUAUAAGAGCAUGUUGAUUCACAUUCA
Molecule: messenger RNA, 3973 nt
Organism: Lotus japonicus
Lineage: Eukaryota; Viridiplantae; Streptophyta; Magnoliopsida; Fabales; Fabaceae
Product: protein MAINTENANCE OF MERISTEMS-like
Exons: 6
Coding region: 2396-3373 (325 amino acids)
Source: RefSeq, a predicted model, not a curated record